Ceraceosorus guamensis is the source of this 1713-nucleotide messenger RNA. RefSeq names its product NAD(P)-binding protein. The record is from RefSeq and is a predicted model, not a curated record. Bases 404 to 1237 code for a protein of 277 amino acids. The transcript has 2 exons. Gene Ontology annotation, molecular function: oxidoreductase activity. Lineage: Eukaryota; Fungi; Basidiomycota; Exobasidiomycetes; Ceraceosorales; Ceraceosoraceae. Gene Ontology annotation, cellular component: cytosol.
CACGUGAGGCCUGACUGGGUAAUCAAUGUGCAUGCGCUUGAAUGCGUGCAGGGACAGCGAACACACAGCCAAUUAAGAGGCUUGCCUGCCGUCGUGCACAUUCACACUUCACACUUCACCCUUCACACUUCACACUUCACACUCACAUCAUCACAUUCACAUUCACACAACAACCGUACGAUUCGUGGGAAUUUGUAGAUCGUAGGAUUUGCCAUCUUUGUCGGCGACUAUCGACACUCGCGAACUCGCAAUCACCUCACCUCACCUCACCUCUUGACGGCAUCUUCACUCUCGCCAAGCUGCACUCUCAUACGCGCGAGCCUCCUUUCCAAUACCAAGCGAGCCGACGAACGGGAAUCUUUGAGGAUCGAGCAGCCGCAACAGCGAAGAGAUAUUGAUCAUCAUGUCUUCUCUAUUUGGGCCUUCUAGAUUGCAGGAUAAGGUGGUGCUCAUCACUGGAGCUAGCGGAGGUAUCGGAGCAGCCACAGCCAUCUUGUUCGCUCGUGCAGGUGCAAAUGUGAUUCUUACAGCCCGUCGAGCUUCCGCACUAUCAACGAUCCAAUCGCGCUGCGUCGAAGCGCACAACUCGUCCGGUCUCGAAUGCGGUGGACUAUUCCAAAGUCUAACGCUCGACGUUUCCAAAUCCAACGACAUUUCCCACCUCGCCUCUCGUCUACCAAGUUGGGCCAAGGACAAGGUGGACAUAUUGGUCAACAAUGCGGGAUUGGUUUUGGGAGUCGAAAAGGUGGGAGAGAUUGAGGAGGAAGAGGUGAAUGUGAUGAUCGAUACGAAUGUCAAGGGCUUGAUAGGCAUGACGCAGCUCUUCAUCAAUCAGUUCAAACAGCGAGGAUCAGGUCACAUCAUUCAGAUCGGUAGCGUAGCCGGCGUAGAAGCUUAUCCGGGCGGAUCCAUCUACUGCGCAACAAAGUACGCCGUACGAGCCUUUACUUCUGCCCUGCGCAAAGAAGUCGUCGACACGAAGAUUCGAAUCACGGAAAUUCAGCCGGGACUCGUAGCUUCCGAAGGUUUCUCCCUCACCAGGUUCAGGGGAGAUCAACAAAAAGCGGAUCAGGUCUACAGUGGAUUGCAGCCGCUGAGUAGCGAGGAUGUGGCGGAAGAAAUCGUUUGGGCGGCGAAUAGACCGGCGCAUGUACAGAUUGCAGAGUCCCUCAUCUUCCCCACCAAUCAAGCGGGCCCUAGAGACGUCGCUAGACCUUUGCUAGAUCAGUCAAAGUAGUGCGAGGUUGGGUCGAUGCUUGACUUGCGUCGAUGUAGGGCUCUUGCUCCAUCCACCUUUGCACGCUACAGAGUACACUCUCAUUGCUCGGGAACAGUUGGUGGCCGUGCGUAAGCUUCGACGUGUCACGUUACCGCUGCAACUGCGCAUAGCUCCACGCAAAUCAAUCGAAAUGGGAGCGCAAAACUUGGGCCAAAUCUUGCUGCGCUCUCUCCAAUGUCAAGCCCAGUCGUUCGGGAGGCGAAGUUGCCUAGCCAUUCUUGACAAGCGCACCACUUUCACCACUUUGUCUUGCUCGCCCACUUGCGCCUUCCCCCCCCCCCCCUCCUUGUCUUGGAAGCACGGAAGCAGGCGCAACAAAAAGAGAAAGAGAGAAGGGGGAAAGAACAACAGCCCAGCUCAUUCAUUGCAGUACUCGUUGAUGCAGACGGACCCUUACCCGCUCCGCUACUCGUAAUUUGAAUCCCUGAUCUGCG